ACCCAUUAUCAACACACGAAUCCUUCUCAGCUUUCAUUUCCUCACGAUCGGUUCAAAGCGGCAUUUUACACAUUUAUAAAAAACGACAGCUUCCAAUUGACACGGCUACGUUCUACUCUCCGAAAUAUUGAAGAUAUGUUCAACAAACACCAUCAUUAUCCUUAUAUCAUUUACUCAGACCAAGAUUUAGACGAUCAGUUUAGAGAAUUAGCAAGCUCACUUGUGGCACCUGCAACGAUGAUCUUCAACAAAAUCGACAAGUCAUUGUACGGUUACAGAAAUGAUACAAAUUUGGAAAAAGCAGCAGAGGCAAGAGUGAAAUUGAAUACAACCAUGUUUGGUGAUAGCGAAGAUUAUCGAUUCCAGUCUCGUUUUAUGGCAGGCACCAUUUACAGAGAUAAAUUCAUGCAAGAAUUAGAUUAUGCUUGGAGGUUUGAAGCAGGAACAGAAUAUCUUUGCCCGUUUGAGUACGAUCCAUUCAAAUAUAUGUUGGAAAACAACAAAAAGACAUCCUUUGUUAUGGCUCUCUACGAAUAUAGAGAAACGAUUCCUAGUUUAUAUCAAACUGUACUGCAUUUUGCACAAGAGCAUUUGAACUGGAUUCAACCUGCAAGUAAUCCGAACACUUUAUGGCACUUUAUAUUAGAUAACAAUAAUGGAUUCAAUGGCUGUCAUCUUUGGAAUAAUUUUCAGGUAGGCUUUAAC
Mycotypha africana is the source of this 705-nucleotide messenger RNA. Its product is annotated as glycosyl transferase. The annotation marks the transcript as partial. The record is from RefSeq and is a predicted model, not a curated record. The transcript is spliced from 2 exons. Gene Ontology annotation, cellular component: membrane; Golgi apparatus. Gene Ontology annotation, molecular function: alpha-1,2-mannosyltransferase activity. NCBI's taxonomy places the organism in Eukaryota, Fungi, Mucoromycota, Mucoromycetes, Mucorales, Mycotyphaceae. Gene Ontology annotation, biological process: cell wall mannoprotein biosynthetic process; protein N-linked glycosylation.